AUGACAACACUGACGAAAGACGACACACGGUGCCUGAUCGCGCUUUGGAAUACAUCGAUCCUCUCCGACGUACUGAGAAUCGCUCCUACAUCAGCUCUUCCGACCUCAGCGGUAGGAUCCUUGCAGGAUCUCACCCUUGCUUUGGGUCGAUUCGGCUUGAACGAACUCGACGAUGUCUCGCUCGUCUUCCAACGAGCAUCCGAAGAUGGCGCUGGUCGAGACACUCUUCUCCGGCUGAUGCGUGAUUCAAAACAGCCUGCUUUCAUACAGUUUGAUCUGCAACCUCGUGGUUUCUCAUCAAUUGAGGUACCGAGCAUUCGUAACUUCCCUCCACAGACUGGGUACAGUAUAUCGGCAUGGAUCAGGAUCGACAAGUAUGACUCGAAGUCACAUACGACGCUUUUCGGGGCUUACGAUGUGCCAAAGACAUGCUUCAUCCUGAUGUACCUGGAGAAGGACAGCCACCAAUUGAUUCUGCAGACCUCCGUGAACGCCCCAAACCCCAGCGUCCGCUUCAAGUCGACUCAGUUCAAAAGCUCGCAGUGGUACCACAUGACCUUGGUACAACGAAGAAACCCGUCAAAUCCAAGCCAGAGUGUCGCUUCGCUGUUCGUGGAUGGCGUCUUCGCGGAGCAGCGAAAGUGCAAUUAUCCGGAUGUGGCCGGUGUGGUCCAUGAAAAGCAGAGAUCCCAAUCUGCGCCACCGCGUCCAACACCCAUUCAAGGCUUCUUUGGCACGCCGCGAAGCGUUGCAAUGGAUCCUGUUCCGAACGCAGUGCACACGAGAUGGUCUCUGGCGAAUGCACACGUCUACCACGUGCCUCUGACGGAUGAGUUCGUUGCAGUCUCAUUUAGACUGGGCCCGCGAUAUCGUGGCAAUCUUCAAGACUGUCUUGGCUCACUGCUUACUUACCGCGCCUCCGCUGAACUCAACAAGUACAACGAAACUCUGCACCCAGAGAAGAAUGACAAGUCCGAUAUCAUUGCAGCUACCGAAGGUAGAGGCAGCGAAGUCGUGUCAGAAUCUCGCCUGAUUCUAGCCAUCGAUCCGUCCGCCGUGAUCGAAUUUGCUGCAGCAGAGGAUCGGAAUCGUGCGAAUGGCGCCAAGCACGAACUCGACAGGAACGCAAUGUCCAAGUAUCAGCAGCUAACACAACACGCUCGCGUAAUUGCCAUCAACACAGCAGUUCCUGGACUGAACGAGGCGAUUGGUCGAUCCUUCGGCACUGGAUUGAUGUUCGGUGAUCCGGCAGUCAUCGUUCCUCAGCCUCUCGACGAUGCGACUUGGCGAUUUUACGGCGCCGUUCCAGUGCUCCUCCAGCAGCUAGAGACUGCCAAUUCGAAGAAGACCUUUCUGCAAUCUGUUGAGAUUUUCUUUGAAAGCGUGCAAGACAGCUGGCGCGUGAGUGAAGCCAUGGAGAAGGGACACGGGUUCAGCUUACUAGCGGUUUUGAUUCGCGAAAAGCUUGGACUUGAGGUCGGGUCGGGUCCUCAACUGUCGACACGCCGCCCAGCUACUAUGUUGAGCCUCGAGGACCGACAAUCGCUUCCACUGGAGCUACUUGAACUUGUCCUACGCUUCGUAGGAUACGACAAAUCCAGGCCAGAUGAGUCCCUAUUGAUCAACCCGAUCGCAUACCGCAUCCUUGUGGUGGACUUUGACACCUGGCGGAGGAGCGACAUGGAGACACAGACACUCUACUGGACGCAGUUUACUGCCUUCAUCACGGGGAACAGGAAUUUUGCCUUCAACCAGAAGCGUUUCAUCAGAAUGCGGAUCAUCAAGAGGCUAGUGGAGGCACUAAAAGCUGAAGAUAUCAGCGAACAAUCUGCAAAGCUGAUGAUGGUGGCUCUGAAGACACUCCUCGGACCCGGUUCGUCCCACGGCUUCUACCGUGACUUGGCCAUGUUCGUUGCAUACGCCCUUCAUGACGAUCGAGCCAUGCCGAUUGCCCCUACGCGGACAUUGAGUCGUGCGGUCAGUGGCGGCCCGCAACAAGUCAAGGCAGUGUUGCCAAAGUACGAACUUGGCGUACUUGUUCUGAGACUGCUCGCAGACGUGCUGAACGAGGAUCGCACAGUCAUCACUGUUCGACGUUUCAGCCGCGCGCUGCCAAGUCGAUGGCUUCUUCACCUGCUGGCAGAAAACGAUGUCCGCAUUAUCGAGAUCACCUUGAGUAUCAUAUGCAAAUCUAUGUCAGUUCUUGGAUCGGAGUUCAAGUCAUCGUUCAUCGACAGGACUGGUGGCUUCGUCACUCUCAAGUCUCGAUUGAAGCCGUUCUGGAGGUCGAAGGUUGUCUGGAGUCUGGCAUUUGCAACUCUCUUCGGUCGCAGCAUUCCUCUCGAAUGGCUUGAGGAAGAGUUCUCCGCCUUUCACUUGGUCGAGAUGCUCAGCGUGGACAAGGACUUGGCCAUUGCAAAUCCAGAGAUGCUGCCCGCUAUUUUCGCUAUGCUCGAAGCCGGCUUGAGGAAAGUCGCCCAAGAAGAUGAGCCAAUCGAAUCGGAAACCAAAAUCAUCAAGAAUGCCAUACAAUUCCUGAACGAGCUGUACGACAGGAGUCCGGCAUUUGCUGACUUUGCAGUCAACUCGAGAUAUCUCCAGGAAGUCUUGUUCAUCCUUUAUCCGCUCCUUGCUGGAACCGACCGACUUUCCGCCGAAACUGAGCUGCAAUCCGAGGCUUUGUCUUUCAAAGGCGAAGAGGUCAAAAUGCGACCUCACUCCAAUUCUCUGGGCGAACGCCCUCCUUCUGUGCGCAGUUUGAAGAUGAACGAAGGUCGGCGAACGCCUUCUCCAAUGGCGCCGAAUCGCGUUGAGAUGCCGAGACGCAUGUCAUCGUUUGUCAUGGUCAAUGACACGGGCGAACGGUUGACCGUACCCAGGCAAUUCAGUGCGCCUAUGGCGCCGAAGGCCACACAGCCGCCUGUCAAGAUCAACGUGGCCAACUCGUUGGUGGAGAGUCUUCUGGAGCUCGUGAUCACACUCUUUAUUGAUCAAGUCUGCGAGAAGGACAAGUUCAACGGCAUUGGACUAUUUUUGAGAGUGCCGCCCGGAUUCAGGGAGCAUCAAGCCUAUUUUGAGUCUUAUAUUCUUGUCAACGCAUUGUCGCAAUUGGGCAGCCACUUUCGCCUUCAUCAGCGACUGCUCACUGAGACCAAAGUCUUGACAAACCUCGCGCGCUACACGCAGCACAUGGCGGAAGCUGUCUCGGAAGGAUGGUUCAUCGAUGGAGCUCAGCCGCUGCUCGAGUUUACUGGCGAAACUCUGGAUCACCUUCAGCGACCUGAAAUCGCGACUCUCAAAUCAGUCCGACUCUGCAGCCAGUCGACCAAUGCAAUUCGUGUUGUGUUUCUCAAGGCGACGUUAUGGAGACUGGCUGAGCUCAACGAAGACGCCGAUGAGAAGGAGGUCGGCGACUUCCUUGCUAAGAUGACCUAUUGGCAGACCAUCUUGUUCUCGCCGGAGAACCAGGAGACUCUCUUCACAAAGCUGAUCUGUUUCUUGUUGUACCACAAGCUGGUCUCCGAGGUCAAGACAGUCAGGCUGGCCGCGGCCCAGCUAUGGCGUAUUGUGCUUGUACAGAAGCCGACCGAGACUGCGACAAUGUUGACCAACACCAUGGGUCCCGAGCAACGCCACCUCUCGACUGGAUUCAUGAAAUUGAUCUCGAUGGACGAUGACGACUUUUUGGGCUGGAUUGAUGAGAAUAGGCCUAUCCUCGAUUCCGUCUUUCACCACUCUCUGAGCAAGCCUUGGGAGGACUUCGUCAACAGCGAAAAUCGCAACUCAGAAGAAACCACCAAGAGUCGCAUCAGCAAACGCAGGGAGAAACUCCGACAAUGGCACGCUGAAGAAACCGCUGCGGAUGAUAUGAUCAAUCGUUAUGAGGUGACGACCAAUCAUUGGCGGUCCAACGUGCAUGCUCAAGAACGACUGAAGCUGCAAAGAGCAAUUCAGGACCAUCAGGAAAACGUGAGCCUGUUGUACCGAGAGUUCGAUAAGCUGGAAAGACUUGCUCGGCAGCCGUGCGGUCUCAAGCCAAGCACAGAGCCUGCUCGAUGGCAGUUGGACGAGACCGAGGCUGCCAAUCGGAUGCGAAUGCGGGUUGUGGCCGAUACUUCAGAGCUGAAGGAAGCCUUUCUGCCGAAGCGGAAAAGCUCAAGGCGGCUCACAAAUGGACGCUUGGCAAUCAACACACAAAUCGCUCGACUUGCUGCUGAAGAGAGCGGUAACACACCAGUGUCAGCCGAUCCGACUCCUGACACUCCGCCAGGCACGACCGAUGGCUCUACUGAGUUUCCCAGCCGCGAGCGAGCAGGAAGCGAUGCCGUUUCCAACUCCCAGUUGCUCGAAGGCGGAUUCGAGAUGGUUGACGAUCCUCGAGAAGACGAAGACGGCCUGAUCGAGGACAAGAAUCGAAAAGUGAUGACGAACCUACAGCGGGGCGACAUGGUACAGCAAUUGCACAACAUCUCUCGAAUCGUCGGUCUUGAGGCUUGUGAAGGCCUUCUCGUCGUUGGACAGAAGUGCCUGUACAUGCAAGACAACUUCUUUCAGAGAUCUGAUGGCGAGAUUGUCAGCGUCUCGCAAGCACCGGAAGAUGAGAGAGAUCCAUACGUGCAGCUCAUCUCUGGCAAAGAUGUCGGUGCCGCGAGGUCGAGACAUAGCGUUGGCGACCAAGAGACUCGCAACUGGACCUGGUCCGAAGUGCUCAGUAUCUCAAAGCGACGAUUCCUGCUUCGUGAUGUGGCUAUCGAGGUCUUCUUCACAGACGGUCGCAGCUAUUUGCUCACAUGCAUGUCGUCGAAGUCGCGGGACGACCUCUAUAAUGCGAUCGUCUAUCGGGCUCCUCAUGUACACAGUGCAUCAGCCGUUGCCAGCGAGGAUGCAUGGCGGCUUGACACGCUUCGAACACCUGAAGACGUGCCGAAGAACUUCGGAUCCAAAUUUGGCAAUUUGUUCAACGCUGGACCGACACAUGCUGCGACAAAGAGAUGGCAACGUGGAGAAAUGUCGAACUUCCAGUAUUUGAUGCUUGUGAAUACGAUGGCCGGUCGCACCUUCAAUGAUUUGACGCAGUAUCCCAUCUUCCCGUGGGUUCUGGCCGAUUAUACGAGCGAGGAGCUCAAUUUGGACAAUCCGAAAACGUUCCGCAACUUCUCGAAGCCGAUGGGAUGCCAAACGCCGACGAGAGAGGCUGAGUACAAAGACCGCUUCAAGCAGUUUGCUGAGAUGGGCGACCACAAUGCUCCGCCCUUUCACUACGGCACACACUACUCCUCUGCCAUGAUCGUCAGCUCAUAUCUCAUCCGCUUGCAGCCGUUUGUGCAAUCAUACCUGCUGCUACAAGGAGGAUCCUUCGACCACGCAGAUCGUUUGUUCGAUUCCAUUGAGCGGGCAUGGCAAUCAGCGUCAAGAGAUAACAUGACCGAUGUCCGCGAGCUGACUCCCGAGUUCUUCUACCUCCCUGAGUUCCUCACCAACGUCAACGGAUACGAGUUUGGCAGCAAGCAAGUCAGCGGUGAAGCUGUCAACAAUGUCCAUCUUCCAAAAUGGGCAAAAGGCGAUCCGCAUAUAUUCAUCAAUAAGCAUCGCGAAGCUCUUGAAAGCGAAUAUGUCAGUCAGCAUCUGCACGAGUGGAUUGACCUCGUCUUUGGGUAUAAGCAGAGAGGAGAGGCCGCCGUCGAAGCCACGAAUGUUUUCCAGCACCUGUCAUACGGCGGCGCGAAAGAUCUUGACAAGAUCGAUGAUCAUGUCGAGCGUUUGGCGAGCAUUGGCAUCAUCCACUCCUUUGGCCAGACUCCGAAUCAAGUAUUCCUGAAGGGCCAUCCGUACCGAGAGGCAGAUAGGGAUGUUGAGCCGAAGCUGGAUGUCUUGGCCGAGACGCUGACGAGACUGCCCGACACGACGUACGACAUCCACGAGCGAGUGGCCGAUCUCAAUUUCAUCUCCUCCGGUGUGCAGUCCGCAGAUGAUAGACUCCUUGCGACAGGGCCGUGCAAACUCAAUUUGCUCCCCGAUUGUACUCGGUAUAUGCAGUGGGGAUUCCCAGACAACAGCAUACGCUUCUUCUCCAAGCGCACGAAUCGUCUCCUAGGGCUAUACGAGAACACACAUGUCGGCCCGAUCACAACCGCGACCUUUGUCGAUAGCAAGACGCUCAUCACUGGCGGAGAAGAUUGCACAAUCGGAGUCUGGAAGGUCGCAGCCUCGAGAGACAGCAUCGACCUCAUCCCAAGAACCCAUCUCUUCGGCCAUCGCACGCCCAUCACCGUCCUCGCUGCCAGUCGUGUUUUCAGCACGCUCCUCUCCGUCUCUGCUGAUGGUCAGGUCCUCCUAUGGGGUCUCAACCGGCAGGACUGCAUCCGCAUUCUCCUUCCCGCUGGCGGACCACCUGUCCAAGCUGCUCGAAUCAGCAACGUGAGCGGCCACAUUCUCCUCUGUCGCGGCUCCUACGCUCUCCUGUACACCCUCAAUGGCCACCUCCUCGUCUCACAACGUCUUUGCGAGCGCGAGGAUGAGGAGAUACUGUGCGCUGCCUUCUACGAAGGCGCUGGCAACGAAUACCUCGCUCGCGAGCUGAUCUUUACGGGUCACUCGCAUGGUAUCACCAACGUGUGGAACUUGACCAAUCUGAGCGAUGGAACCUGGUACCUGCAGCUGGUCAAGCGCAUGCAGUACGUGGAGAGCGAAAUGAGGGUGAUGAGGGUUCCGGCUGGGAUCACGAGUGUGUUGCCUGUUGCGAAGGCGGUGUACACGGGCGAUGAGGAGGGGAAUGUUUGGCAGUGGGAGUGUGUCGUGAGAGGCAGCAGUUUCAGUGGGAGAGGCCGUUGA
This is a messenger RNA of Zymoseptoria tritici IPO323, 6831 nucleotides long. RefSeq lists its product as uncharacterized. The transcript is spliced from 2 exons. NCBI's taxonomy places the organism in Eukaryota, Fungi, Ascomycota, Dothideomycetes, Mycosphaerellales, Mycosphaerellaceae. Bases 1 to 6831 code for a protein of 2276 amino acids. Gene Ontology annotation, molecular function: protein binding. The record is from RefSeq and is a predicted model, not a curated record.